Molecule: messenger RNA, 1224 nt
Organism: Penicillium canariense
Lineage: Eukaryota; Fungi; Ascomycota; Eurotiomycetes; Eurotiales; Aspergillaceae
Product: cobalamin-independent methionine synthase II family protein
Exons: 2
Coding region: 1-1224 (407 amino acids)
Molecular function (GO): 5-methyltetrahydropteroyltriglutamate-homocysteine S-methyltransferase activity; zinc ion binding
Source: RefSeq, a predicted model, not a curated record
AUGGCCAAGCUCCACAGCGCACCACCCUUCCGGGCCGAGCACAUGGGCUCGCUGUUGCGUCCUACUAAGCUGCUUGAGGUUCGCGAGAAGAUCCGUGAGGGUGGGAUCUCUGAAGAGGCUGCUGGUCUGCCCGCUGUCGAGAAGGAGGCAGUUCAGGAUGUUGUCCAGUUGCAGCGAGACCUUGGUAUCAAGGCUAUCUCCUCUGGCGAGUUCAACCGCACCCGUUUCUGGGGUUUGACGUGGGAUGAAUUCCAGGGUACCAUCCGUCUGCAGGACGCCGACGCCUCCAUGUUCCGACUCUACCACCCCGAUGUCGUCAGUCUGAUUGAGAAGGACCGCAAGGUCAUGCCAGGUGACUCGGUCAUUGCCGGCUCCAAGCUUUCCUGGAGUGCCGAAAAGUCCGUGUCGAACCUGCACGAGCUGAAGCUGGUCCAACAGGCCUUACCAGAGAGUGAGUGGGCCAACAUCAAGCUCACCAUGAUUACUCCCGCCUGGUUUCACAUGCGGUACAAGCAAGGUAAAGCCUACACUCCUGAGGCCUAUGCCAACGACGAGGAGUACUUCCAGGGCGUUGCCCAGGUGUACCAGGCCGAGCUGGACGCUCUGUACAAGGCCGGUUUGCGCAACGUCCAGUUUGACGACCCCGGCAUGGCAUACUUCUGCUCCAAGGCCUUCCGCCAGGGCUGGGAGGAGGACAAGGACAACAUCGGCACUGUCGAUGACCUGUUCGAUGCCUAUGUCAAGCUGUACAAUGACUGCGUGGCCAAGAUCCCUGCCGACAUGCACACCGGGAUUCACCUGUGCCGCGGCAACUUCAUCGGCGGCCGCCAUUUCGCCGAAGGCUCGUAUGACAUCAUUGCGAAGAAGCUAUUCCAGAACCUCAACGUGAACACUUUCUACCUCGAGUAUGACACCGAGCGCGCCGGUGGCUUCGAGCCCCUCAAGUUCCUCCCCAAAAACAAGAACGUCGUGGUUGGCGUCAUCAGCACCAAGCUGCGCGAGCUGGAGGACAAGGAGGCGAUGAAGGAGCGGAUCUACAAUGCUGCCGACUUUGUUGCUUCCGGUAGUGGUGAGAGCCGUCAGGAGGCGCUCAAGCGCAUCUGCGUUAGCCCUCAGUGUGGCUUCAGCACCCACGAGAGUGGAUACCCUCUGAGCCUGGACGAUGAGAAGAAGAAGCUGGGUCUGGUUCGGCAGAUCGCCGAUGAGAUCUGGGGAGAAGCAUAG